AUGACGGGUGCAAGAACGGCGGCUGCAGCCAAAGUAGUCUUCUCGGGCAUACAGCCCACAGGAGUUCCCCAUUUGGGCAACUAUUGUGGGGCCGUGUCGAAGUGGGUGUCGCUCCAGCAACAGAGUCAUGGUGGAGCCGAUGCUGACUUGUCGCUGUACAGCAUUGUCGACUUGCAUGCCAUCACGCUUCCAUACAAACCUUCCAAGCUUCAAGCCAAUAUCCACGGACUCCUUGCAUCGCUCCUGGGAUGCGGUCUCGACCCGAAGAAGAGCAUCCUCUUCAAGCAAUCGGACGUUGCACAGCACACGGAACUCGCGUGGUUGCUGAGUUGCAUCACUCCGUUGUCGUGGAUGCAGCGCAUGACUCAAUUCAAGCAAAAGAGUCAGCAAAAGGAUUCGAACGCCGUGUCGCUUGGGUUGCUGUCGUACCCAGCCCUCAUGGCCGCCGACGUCCUGUUGUAUAAAGCGACCCAUGUCCCUGUGGGCGAUGACCAACAGCAGCACUUGGAGCUUGCUCGAAUGAUCGCGACAACCUUUAACGACCGGUUCCAAACCAACUUGUUUCCAAAGCCCAUUCCCCAGCGUGACGACCCGAACGAUGCAUUGGUUCGCAUCAUGAGCUUGCGAGUGCCCACUGAGAAGAUGAGCAAGUCCGAUGCGUCGCCCAUGAGCCGCAUUGACCUGACAGAUUCACCCGACACGAUCGUAAAAAAAAUCCGCAAGGCUCAAACGGACGCAAUCCCAGGCAUCUCAUACGACAAGGCCGCGCGCCCUGGUGUGUCAAACUUGAUGAGCAUCCUGAGCGCCGUAACUGGACAGUCCCUCGAAGACAUCCAAACGCAAUACGGGGUGCACAUGCCUUUCUUCCCGCUUCUCUUGACCAAAGCUGGCGUAGACUCACCAAACUGGUCAAUUCAAACAAGUCGUUGCGGAUGCUGUCGUGGCCAAGAUCGGGCCAAUCGGCCACCGCAUUCAAACGUACCAAGCCGACCCAGCGUAUCUGAACGACUUGCUGCGAGAUGGCCGCGACUCGGCUGCCGCCAUUGCGGCGAGCACGAUGGUCGAGGUGAAGGCGGCGAUGGGGCUGUAGUCGAAAGGCAUAACGAUCGAUAGACACAUGGGAAGAACAUCUUGUGAAUGUACGUGAGAGUCGUAUCUGAACAAUCUAUGAAGAGAAUGAGACGCUAAGACCAUCGCAGCCACCGCGAUUGCUGGCUCUGCGCCAUGGCGAGGUCUCGCUCGUCUUGAAUUCGAACGAUGGCGGCCGAGGCCGAGUCGAGCUGCGACUUGAGGAGAUUGAGCUGGUCGUCCAUCGCUCUCAUUUGAUGUUCGAGUCGUCGGAAUCGCAUAUCGACCUCGAGUUGUUUCUGGAACUCACGCUCGUUUGCUGUCCGUUCUUUCUCCUUGCCGCUCUUACUGCUGCGGUCGUACUCGUACGCGGCGACUGCGACCGCCACGCCAAAGAUAAGCACUUCCCCGAGGAAUUCUGCCCCUUUUUCUACGGCUUGGUCGACCGGCAGCUCUUUGAUCUGCACUGAUCGUGUGUUGAUUUGGCCUUGAACGCUCAUUUGAAUCUUGAGCAACGCUCGGUUCUGGUGUUGCCCCACUGUGUUGCACACUGUGUUCAACCAUGGAUGUGUCUUCGCUCGCGUCUUGAGCGCCUUUGCCACCGGUUUGGUUAGCGUCCGCAGCAGGAGCCCGCCGACCUUGAACAGCGGAAUCGCCACCAUCUCACGUCGUGCCACGCGCGCG
Molecule: messenger RNA, 1752 nt
Organism: Aphanomyces invadans
Lineage: Eukaryota; Oomycota; Saprolegniomycetes; Saprolegniales; Verrucalvaceae
Product: tryptophan-tRNA ligase
Exons: 6
Coding region: 1-1113 (370 amino acids)
Biological process (GO): tryptophanyl-tRNA aminoacylation
Cellular component (GO): mitochondrion
Molecular function (GO): tryptophan-tRNA ligase activity; ATP binding
Source: RefSeq, a predicted model, not a curated record